CUUAUCCUUGGAGUUGUGCUUUCUCAUUUGCCAUUGUUUUCUUGUUUGCUGUUGUGAUUUGUCCUUGUGUUUUCUUAAGUGCUGCAGCAUUUUCUACUCGUGCCGUUAUGUUGUUCCUAUUUGCUGUAGCAUUUUCACAUAUUUGCCAUUGGGUUUUCCCAACACUUAUCUUCUUUGCUGUUGUGUUUUCUUAUACUUGCCAUUGCAUUUUAUUUGCCUUAGUGUAGUGAUAUGCACUUCAGGGCCACUCUAGUGAGCAACACAGGGACAUCACAGGCUUUUUUAGGAAAGUCCCAGUAUAAUAAAUACAUCUACCAGAACGAUUAAAUGAGUUUAAAUUCAGUAUCACUUGUAAAUCCCUGCAGGACUGCUGUAUGAAUAAUCCUCAUAUUAGAACAGUGGAUUAUUCAACAUUAACUGUUCAUACAGUGGUCUACAUAGAAACGGGGCACUGGGGCUUUAAAUGGCUCCUUGAACCCUCGGGCACCCAGUUAAUAAACACCCACGUCAGCACAGAGCUCCAUUCGCUCUAACCGGGUUUCGGUCUUUAGGGCUGAGCAGGAAGUGGCUGACUGGACCCUGGACGAGAAAAAAAAAAGAGGAGCAGGGAAACGAAAGGCAGAGGGAAUACAUUUUAAAAACCAUGGAUAUGGUGGCAGACUUGGGGGCGAGUAGACUCUAUCGGGCGCCGGGUGAAUCGAGUCACCAAAUCAAGAUGGACGUGUCUCAGUUUCAGCAGCCUCAGAGGUGGUUCAACACCGCCGACAUCACAGUGGCUCACCAAAGCAACCUGCUGAAGCAGCUCAACCAGCAGCGGCGUCAGGAGCUGUUCUGCGACUGCAGUGUGCUGGUGGAGGGCCAGCUCUUCAGGGCCCACCGCAACGUCUUGUUCGCCAGCAGCGGCUACUUCCGCAUGUUGCUGUCCCAGGGGCCCGACGGGCUGUCGGACUCCGUCAUCAGUGCCACCUUCGACGUCUUCAGCCCCGAGACCUUCACUGUAAUCCUAGAUUUCAUCUACUCCGGCCAGCUGGAUCUCUCUAGUCACAACGUAAUCGAGGUGAUGUCUGCAGCCAGCUACUUGCAGAUGAACAAUGUCAUCAGCUACUGCAAGAACUUCAUCAAGUCCUCCCUGGACAUCAGUAUGAAAGAUGAAGACAGUGACCGCUGCCUCAGCUUGUCUGAGACUUGCAGCUUUACCAGUGGGGGAGGAGAAGAGACCACAGAGCAGCAGCAGCAGGGCCCCUGUUCGGUCAGUCCACCACCUGCACUUUGGACCAGGGACAAUUCCAGAUCCCAGUCCAGCUUCAUUGGGAAAGAUCCAGACCUGGAAUCUUCAGCCUCAGCUAUAAAGACAAACCCAAGCAGCCCUGCUAAUGAGCUCAGUGCAGAGGCUGAGGAUCUGCAGGACCCUCAGGACCCUCUGUACACACUACCCGGAUCAGAGCGCCGGCGAGGGAAAGGAGGGACGAAGAGGAGGGCGCCCAACAGCAACCGCUCACAUCAACACGAAGAUUUGGACCUUCAGGAGGCGAGGACAAAAAAGGCUGAAAAGGCAGAGGAGCUGUACGCAACUCUACCACAGAUUGUCGGUGUUAUUGGACACUUUAACAAAGACUCCAACCCCAUCAUGCGCUUCAAAUGCCCCUUUUGCACCCACACUGUGAAGAGGAAGGCUGACCUGAAGCGUCACUUGCGUUGUCACACUGGGGAGAGGCCGUACCCCUGCCAGGCCUGCAACAAACGCUUCACCCGCCUUGAGCACCUCCGCAGCCAUUUCGAGACGAUCCAUCAAGCCAGGAAGCUGGUGUGCAGGAAAUGCAAGUGUCAGGUGACAGAGGAGACGGGGCAUGUGGUGUGCGAGGGCACGAGGCGCUACCGCAUGUGCACUGCGUGCAUCGAGGAAGUGGGCUGUGACAACAUCCCCAUGGACGGUCUGGAGGAGGCCAACGACGAGCCGGCCCUGCUGCUGGGCGUGGACGGGGAGGAGGAGGGGGACACCAAGCGGAGCUGGAUGGUAACCGACGACGACGACCUGGCUGAGGACUCGGGUGCCGACCUCAUUAUUCAGCAAGUGGACGACAGUGAUGAGGAGCUGCAGUGAAAUUGGACCAAAGUGUGUGUGUGUUCGUGUGUGUGUAUGAAAUCCAUGCAAUAGAAUUUAUGCAUAAAACAACUGAUCCACUAAUGUAAAUACACACAUUUAUGAUUUAUUAGUUGUCUAUAAGUUGAAUACAUAGACGGUAUAUAAAGAUGGAUGAGACGACGGCUCUCCAAAAGUGAAGCCAAAGCGUUUUGAUUGCCUCCUGGUGGCUGGCUGCAGUAUAGGUCAAAAAUCCCUCCUGUUAAUGAAGGGGAACAGAAACACAAAAAAGUUUUUCAAAAAGAUGGUUUCUGACAUUUUAGUUAGUUGUUAUAAUACUGAUAAUUAAAACCAGCUAAGACUGACUUGUGAUUGGUCAAGCACAUGUUUUGGAGAAACCGUGGAUCAUUCCCUCGGUUGCAGCUGCGCGGAUUCCAAAUGCGCAAAAGAUGGCAGCGCUCGUUUCCAGAAUAUUUUGGCUUUGAUUCUGGAUAGACUGAGGAAGUAUAGACACGUCUUACAUCUUUAUUUAUAGCCUAUGGUUGAAUGCAUCUGGUCAAUCGUUACUUUGAAUGGGAUUGUCGACCCUUGUGACAAAAUGGAAUGCUUUUCGUGAAGCUUCAUAAAGAUAUGCACUAUCCAAAGCAUGCAUAUUGAGUGUGUCCUCUGCGUCAGUUAUAUUUGUAUGAUAACUUUCAAAGACAAGUUUCUUUUUUCAAAUGCAUGGAAGAACAAACACGUUUGUACUUUUCUGGGACUAAACUUUGAUAUCUGGCGUUUAAGCGAAACAAAGUGACUGAACAGUGACUCUAUUAUUUCUCUACUGCCUGUGGGGGAAGUUGACUUUUUUCUUCUCCGUGUCUCUUGAUUGCAGUGCUUUUUAUGGUUAUGUUUGAUUAUAAUAUACACUAUGAUAUAACGCCAAUUAUAAUUUAUUUGUUUUUGUUUUUUUUUACUU
This is a messenger RNA of Paralichthys olivaceus (Japanese flounder), 3038 nucleotides long. NCBI's taxonomy places the organism in Eukaryota, Metazoa, Chordata, Actinopteri, Pleuronectiformes, Paralichthyidae. The record is from RefSeq and is a predicted model, not a curated record.